Molecule: messenger RNA, 682 nt
Organism: Diachasma alloeum
Lineage: Eukaryota; Metazoa; Arthropoda; Insecta; Hymenoptera; Braconidae
Exons: 2
Coding region: 114-575 (153 amino acids)
Source: RefSeq, a predicted model, not a curated record
GAACCAUUAGAGUCUUCGUGAUUCAUUUGACAUUCUGCCAUUGGUUGCUACUGAUUUGCAUAUUUCGUCGACAAGAAUUUGAGUCGAGAACGAAUUUCUUCGUUUAUAAGGCGAUGCAGAAGCCAGUGGACUCAUCCGUGAGUGAAGUCAAGCACUGGACAAUAAUGCAGAAAUCGUGGUUCUUCAUUGUCACAGUCGUAGUACUGUUAGACUCGUCGUAUGGUGGGCCGUGCAGGUACUGGUGUAAAGUUCAUGAGGAUCACUACUACUGCUGUCCAAGUGGUCACCCCGAACACUCAAAAUCAGAGGAAAAAUGGGCUUCGGCAAAUUUUUGGGCCCACAUAAUAGGAUUCCUGGUGGAUUGCACCUCUCACAAACACAAGGAGCAUCACGCGUCCUGGAGUCUCGAGCCCGAGACUCCGAAAUCCCGGUGUCCACCAGCGAGAUCCGUCUGCCCUCGAUCGUGGAAUUUCGAUCCUCCCAAACUCUGCGACUCUGACAAAGCCUGUGGACCCUGGGAAAAAUGCUGUUAUGAUAUUUGCCUGGAUCAUAAAGCUUGCAAACCUGCUGAAUAGUCGAACUAACUAGGCUGGCAUUCGCCACUUUGCAUAUUAGGGUCACCAGACCAAAAGGUAGACGAUUUCUUUUUUUUUAACUUUUUUUUAGUAUUCUAUAAAAAAUA